Messenger RNA from Caenorhabditis angaria, 1817 nucleotides. NCBI's taxonomy places the organism in Eukaryota, Metazoa, Nematoda, Chromadorea, Rhabditida, Rhabditidae. The record is from the annotation of a GenBank genome assembly.
AUGCCACUUGCAACGGAAAAGUUUGUAUUCGAAGUCAAUUCAAAUGAUUUGGCAAAUCGGAAAAUUACGAGUGCACCGAUCAUUAUUGGUGGUUUUCCAUGGUAUGAUCACAUGAUUUUGUAUUUGAAAUAAAACAAUGAAGGUUUUCAGGAAAUUAGCAGCUUGGAAAAAAACCGGAUCUUCACAAUAUUUGGCAUUAGAGUUGUUUUGCAAUCCAGACAGUUUGAAUAAUAUCUGGAGUUGCACAGCUGAUGUUAAAUUCACAAUUGGUGUUAUUGUUGGUGAUCACCAAAUAGAACCAGAUGAGAAAGUUUUCGAAAAUCAAAAAUUUGAAAGCACAAAAAAAAGCAUUGUCUAUGAUCAAGUAAUGCUUUGGGAAAAUUAUAUAAAUCCGGAAAAUGGUUUCGUUUCCACUAAUAACUCAUCAAUUUUCAAUGCAUUCAUCACAAUUCGCAGUGAUUUUGGAAUCACAAAAGAUGCAUUUUAUGAAAUGAAAAAAAGAUGGGAAGAAACUGCAGAUGGUGUUGUUGUUAUUGAUGACAAACGAAUUAAAGUUAACAAAGGGGUAAUUCAAUGUGUGCAGUAAGAUUCCAUAUGAAAAAUCACUUUUUUUCAGUUUUUGUCAUUUAAUUCAACAUAUUUUCAUACACUUUUCAAUGGAGGUUUUGCGGAACAAUUGUCAGAUGAAAUUCAUUUGAAUGAUGUGGAAUAUAACGCAUUUGUUGAAAUGCUUGAUGUUUUGAUCGAUGCAAGAAGACAGAAAAAACCAAUCACAGGUUAGAAUUUUUUCGAAAUGAAUAUUUUGACAUUUCUCAGAGAUUCGCUAGCCAGCUCGCCACCAGAUCGCUGCGGCCACCUGGAAACCGCAUGGCCACCAGGUCGCCUUGAGUUUUCCGGCGACGUGGCCUGUGUGUUUGAAAUCUUGGAAAGCUGGCAAGAUAGUGGUUUGUACUCAAAACACUGCAUUUUCUACUGUUUUUUUCACUUCCUAAGGUUUCAAGUGCUGCGAAAAAACAGAAAAUGAGCCAAAUUUUUAGAAAAUGCCUCAAUUCACAAGUUUUUCAGACAUUUUCAUGAAAAUUCAUUUUGACGAGGCGAAGUGGCCACCACGUGGUAGCCAUGUGGCCGUGACCUUGCCAGAGCCUGGCCACCUUGCCAGCGAAAAAAAACCGGGCGACAUGGUUUCCAUGCGGUUCCCAGGUCAGCCAGCCUUCCCACCUGGUGGCGAGCUGGCCAGCGAAUCUCUGAGUUUUUCCAACGUGAAUUCAAGUAUUUUAUUGCAGAACAUAAUGUUGCAAGUCUUCUCCAAAUGGCAGAUAUGUAUGACAUCAAACCGCUCGUUUCUGACUGUGUUGAUUUUCUGUUGAACACUUCAAAUGUCGAUUUAUACGAAAAGCUCAGAUUGUCUGCUGUCUAUGGACUUAGCGCAGUUCAGGUAUGACUUUUGAUUUUUAUUCACAUCUCAGUUGGGAUUAUGCUACCCAAAAAAAUAAAUUGCUCGCUAAAUUCUAUAGGUUUAAAUUUUCAAAACCACCCCAUGAAUUUUGACUGAUGAACAUACCACAUUUAGAACCUGAAAUUGCAGGUUGAAAUAUUUCCCUCAACUCAAAAUUCAAAGGUUUUUAGAAAAAAUUAAUUUUAUUCACACCUGGACAGGCGCCAAAAAAUACGAAUGAGUUAUAUUUUAGGAAAAAUGUUUGCAAUCAAUGACCAACUUAGACUCAAUUGUUAAAUUUGCAAAAUCUCCAAGUUUCAAUGAUUUGCCAAUCGAUACUCAACUUCUCAUUCUUUACCGUAUCCUUGAACACAUUAAUUAA